Neltuma alba is the source of this 1011-nucleotide messenger RNA. RefSeq lists its product as uncharacterized. Bases 1 to 1011 code for a protein of 336 amino acids. The transcript has 4 exons. The record is from RefSeq and is a predicted model, not a curated record. Lineage: Eukaryota; Viridiplantae; Streptophyta; Magnoliopsida; Fabales; Fabaceae.
AUGAGGGCUGAAAGGAAAAAGAAAGAAUCUGAGAUGUUUAAAGAGGUUUAUGAUAUCUUCAAAAAAGUGGUGAUCAAUAUUCCAUUAGUUGAUCUAGUUGCACAAGUGCCUAAGUAUGCGAAGUUUUUGAAGGAUUUGUGUACCACCAAGAGAAUAUUUAAGCAUGACGGUGUGGAUCUUAAGCCUACAAAUCUAAUUGCUUCCCUUGCUGACAAACGCUGUGUAGUUCCAGAAGGAGUCUUGGAGGAUGUCUUAGUGAAGGUAAAAGAUCUCAUAUUUCCUGUAGACUUCUAUGUUCUUGAUAUGGAUGAUGCUAGAUUUAGGCAAAAGGGACAUUCAUCUUUGAUUUUGGGUAGGCUAUUUCUUAAGACUGCCAAGGAUGUGAUAGAUGUGCAUGCUGAUUUUAGAGAUAGUAUGAUAAGUAGAUCAUGUGAUAUUGUUGACUUAGAUGAUUCUAUCUCCUGUUCAUGUUCUGGAAUUGGUAGUUGUGAUACUUUUACUGGUAUAGAUAUUGCUGAUAUUGAUGUUUUCACUAAUUUCAUUGAGAUUUUACUUAGUGUGAUUGAUGCUAUAGAUGCAACGAAUUCAUCUUCAUUACUUGAUUAUGAGCUAUUAGCUUACAUUGAUCAUGUUCCUAAUAUAGAGGUCUUUGAUUUUGACCCUGAUGUUACUUCUGACAUGAGUGCCACUGAUAGCACUUCUUUUGUGAAUUGUGGUGUAUUACCUAAUUCUUUUGCUAUUACUGUUCCUACUAAUGAUCCCCAAGUUAGGAAAGUCUACUCUUCUGCUUGUGAGUCUUCAGUGCAGGUUUCUAGUUUGACUAACAUUGAUUUAAAACCCCUCAUACCUUCAACUGAGGAAGCUCCCUCUUUAGAGCUAAAGCCACUUCCUGAUUCGUUGAAAUAUGCCUAUUUGGGGAAAGAUGAGACAUUGCCAGUGAUUGUAGCUAACGACAUAGCUAUUGAUAAAGAAAUUCACCUCCUAGAGGUGCUAAAGGAUGAGAGCUAUUAG